GAGCGACUCUAUCUCUAUACUGAAAUUGUGUUCAUCUUCUUCAACUGCGACGGCAACCACUCAAGCAGACACCAUUUCCGAUUCGAUUCUCUUUGUUUCUUCAACUUCCACGAAAUUAAUCAAAAGCAAAAAUGCAAGCAAUAAUCAUAUGCAGCACUUCAGCAAUUCCGCCUCUCAAAUCCCUCACAUUUACCUCCACUAUCAUCUCCGGCAAACUCCUCCCCUUUCUCGGCCGCCGCAAGCUCUGCUGCGACGUCGUAUCACGUCUUCCCGUUCCUCCUGCUCCACGAGGCGACGGAAAAAACCACCUUGAAGUCGUCGACCAAAAUUUAACGCCGGAGAAUUUUCCCCAAACGACGCGCCGCACCUUAUUUACACGUUUAUUAAUGUGCUUUAGCUAUGGAUAUCUUAUUUCUUCGAGGUAUUGUCCAGAAGCAUAUGCAUUGGGAGAUCCAUCAGUGACAGUUGAACAAGUGACACCUUCUGUUUUCCCUGCUGGGGCACUUUUCCCAUCCGAGGAAAGAAUUGUCAAACUAUUUGAGAGGAAUACCUAUUCUGUUGUCAACAUAUUUGAUGUAACUUUGCGGCCGCAGCUUAACAUUACUGGCAUGGUUGAGAUUCCCGAGGGAAAUGGUUCAGGAGUUGUCUGGGAUGAUCAGGGUCAUAUCGUGACAAAUUAUCAUGUUAUAGGAAAUUCUCUUUCAAGAAAUCCUAGCACAGGCCAAGUUGUUGCUCGUGUUAAUAUACUUGCUUCUGAAGGGAUACAGAAGAACUUUGAGGGUAAGUUAGUCGGUGCUGAUCGUGCAAAGGAUCUUGCUAUAUUGAAGGUUGAAGCCCCACAGGAGCUGUUGAGGCCUAUCAAUGUUGGUUCGUCUCUGUCUCUUAAAGUGGGCCAGCAGUGCCUAGCAAUCGGAAAUCCGUUUGGCUUUGACCACACGCUCACAGCUGGCGUCAUUAGUGGUUUGAAUAGAGACAUAAACAGUCAAACUGGUGUUACGAUAGGUGGAGGUAUUCAAACUGAUGCUGCUAUCAAUCCUGGAAACAGUGGUGGUCCUUUAUUGGACUCUAAAGGAAAUUUGAUUGGGAUCAACACUGCGAUAUUUACUCAGACAGGUACAUCUGCUGGUGUUGGCUUCGCGAUCCCUUCAUCAACUGUGGUAAAGAUAGUUCCUCAGCUGAUCCAGUUUGGCAAAGUUGUUCGAGCUGGUUUGAAUGUUGAAAUUGCACCUGAUCUUAUUGCGAGCCAACUCAAUGUUCGAAAGGGAGCUUUAAUUUUGCAGGUUCCCAAAGAUAGUUUAGCAGCUAAGGCCGGGCUUCUACCAACCACAAGGGGUUUUGCUGGUAAUAUAGUACUCGGUGACAUAAUUGUGGCUGUGAAUGACAAACCCAUAAAGAACAGGGGAGAGUUAUACAAGACAUUGGAUGAGUAUAAUAUAGGAGAGAAAGUAGUGUUCAAAAUCCAGAGGGGCAAUGACAAUUUGGAGGUGCCAUUUGUUUUAGAGGAAACUAAGGCAUGAUUUGGCCCUUCCUCUUCUUCACUGCAGCAAGCCAUUGUUGGUGGAGUUGAUCAUUCUUUUUUCUUUUUAUAUGUUUUUUCCCUAAUUUUCUAGAGUAUAGUAUGAUUUGAUAGAGACAUAUUUCUUGGUAUAUAUUUGCACUUCCUUAA
This is a messenger RNA of Salvia hispanica, 1666 nucleotides long. NCBI's taxonomy places the organism in Eukaryota, Viridiplantae, Streptophyta, Magnoliopsida, Lamiales, Lamiaceae. The record is from RefSeq and is a predicted model, not a curated record.